AUGCGUUUCAAGAAAAGUGUGUUGGAACCACUGAAUGAGGGAGGAGUUAUUUUGGGUGACGGGAGUAUGGUGUUCAAUUUAGAGAGAAGAGGGUACGUUCACGCCGGCCGUUUUACACCGGAGGUGGUCUUGGAGCAUCCUGACGCAGUGCGCCAACUUCACCGUGAAUAUGUGAAUUCAGGUGCUGAUGUGUUGCAGGCAUUGACAUUUUUUGCUUGCGAAGCAAAUCUUCGACAAGUUGGCGUCAAAUAUACGGUGAGUCUUCAUCACGAAAAUACGCAAUGUCGCGCAUUCAGUAUCAAAACGUGUUAUCUUUCUCAAAACAAAAGUUUAUAUGCAGGCGAAAAGACAGAUUGCUUAAUCCCCUCGAAAAGUCAACACGAAAGGCAAAAAAACAAGCAUUUUAGUCUAGGAAGGAUAACAAGUUCAUGCCUAUGUGAAGAAAUAAGCAAUGCUGCAUGUAGAAUUGCUAAAGAUGUUGCAGAAGAAAGCGACAGAGAAAUUUUAGUAGCUGGCUGUAUGUGUGAGACAUUUGCUUACACGGGACCAUACAGCAUGAAAGAAUGUGAUGCGGAGUUUGAAGUGCAAGUCCAAUGUUUCAUUGAAAACGAUGUUGAUUUUGUGAUAGCUGAGUACUUCAGGUAUAUCGAAGAGAUGUGUUGGGCAAUAGAAGCAUUGAAGAAAACAAAGAAACCUGUUGUAGCAAUGAUGAACAUCGGAGGAAUGGGGGAUCGAAACGGUGUCUCUACUGGCGACUGUGCUGUAGCAAUGGCCAAAGCCGGGGCUGAUGUCAUCGGUUUAAACUGCUGCUUUGGUCCAGACAAUUUGAUCGAAGCGAUGAAAGAAAUGAAAGAAGCAAUAGAAAGAGCAGGCCUGCGAAGGCACCUUAUUUGCCUACCAUUGGGGUUUUUGACACCAGAUGCAGGCAAAGAUGGUUACCUGGGGUUACCAGAAUACCCAUUUGCUCUAGAGCCCAGAUCAUUAACACGGUUUGAUGCACGCAAAUUUGCACGGAAUGCAUAUGAGGCUGGGGUAAAGUACAUUGGAGGCUGUUGUAACUUCGAAGCUUAUCACAUAAGAGAAAUGGCAGCUGGAUAAGAACAAAAUGAUUCGUAUUGCAAUUCACAUUCAAUUUUGCCAAAAUCUCCAAUAGACUUAAGAUUAAUGUAAAUGUAAAUGAAAAAAGGUUUAAAUGGAGUACUUUUUCGAUUUUGUUUCUUCUUGCUGCCCUGUCGCAUUAAAUAGUAUUUCCAACUGUCUUGCAAAAAAAUUUCCAUUGCA
Rhopilema esculentum is the source of this 1281-nucleotide messenger RNA. The record is from RefSeq and is a predicted model, not a curated record. Lineage: Eukaryota; Metazoa; Cnidaria; Scyphozoa; Rhizostomeae; Rhizostomatidae.